Oncorhynchus kisutch (coho salmon) is the source of this 920-nucleotide messenger RNA. RefSeq names its product interleukin-8-like. Gene Ontology annotation, cellular component: extracellular region. The record is from RefSeq and is a predicted model, not a curated record. Bases 191 to 484 code for a protein of 97 amino acids. Gene Ontology annotation, molecular function: chemokine activity. Gene Ontology annotation, biological process: defense response; immune response; chemotaxis. The transcript is spliced from 4 exons. NCBI's taxonomy places the organism in Eukaryota, Metazoa, Chordata, Actinopteri, Salmoniformes, Salmonidae.
AGUGGCAGACAAAGCUUCUCUCUUCUCACAGCGGCAGAUUCAAACUCUCCACAGACAGAGAAGGAAGGAAAGAAAGAACUCGCAACUGGACUGACAAAGAGAGAAAGAUAUAACAAAAUACUUUACAAUACCUGUUACCAACUAGAUAACAACCUUAGAGUUUAUUAGAGGAUCAUCUGUAAACCCCAAGAUGAGCAUCAGAAUGUCAGCCAGCCUUGUCGUUGUGCUCCUGGCCCUCCUGACCAUUACUGAGGGGAUGAGUCUGAGAGGCAUGGGGGCUGACCUGCGAUGUCGCUGCAUUGAGACGGAAAGCAGACGAAUUGGUAGACUCAUUAAGAAGGUGGAGAUGUUCCCUCCCAGCUCGCACUGCAGAGACACUGAGAUCAUUGCCACUCUGAGCAAGAGCGGUCAGGAGAUUUGUCUGGAUGUCAGCGCUCCUUGGGUCAAGAGGGUCAUUGAGAAGAUGCUGGCCAACAACAAAUGAAGAGGGGGAAUCAUUCCAUGAAUACACUGGGAUUCUGAAGAUACAAACCAAAUAUGUAUUUAUAAGCUUAAUAGGCUGAAUUCUAUCAUGUUCUAUCCAGGUUGAAAUACAACAUUAGAUUUAGAGUGGCAUGAGACUGUUUUAAGUGAAAAGACAGUCGGUUUCUUAUAUACAACCAAGUACUAUGUACUAAACUUAUAUUUUAUUUUAAUUUAUAAAGUGUUUUUCUUUCAUUGUUAUAAUCAAAUUAUGAGAUUUACAUGCAUUCCGGUUGUAUUGGAAUGAUUUCGUAAUGAACAACGUCACAUCCUACUUGACCCUCAAUUGUAUUUAUACAAACCUCAGUAUAUUUAUUGAUAUAUUUAUUCAUAUUAAACUGUUGGAUCAUGUUGAAACUUCCAAUCUAAUUCAAUUACAAUAAAUGCGUGAAAAAAAA